CUCCUCUUGUUUUCUUCCCUUGGUGAGCUCGAAAUAGAGCACUACUCCACUCAAAAGUCCCAAAGGGGAGCAGAGCUCUGCACACUUCACCAAUGGCGGCGCUGCCGCUCCUCCUCCUCCUCCUCGCUGUAGCCUCCCUGGGCCAUGCCGCCGACCCCUACGCCUUCUUCGACUGGGACGUCUCCUACAUCACCGCUUCCCCUCUCGGCGUCCCGCAGCAGGUCAUCGCGAUCAACAAGAAGUUUCCUGGUCCCAUCGUCAACAUCACGACCAACUACAAUGUGGUUGUCAAUGUGCUCAACAGCUUGGACGAACCCCUGCUCAUCACUUGGGAUGGGAUCCAGCAUCGUAAGAAUUGCUGGGAGGAUGGGGUGCUUGGAACAAACUGCCCGAUACCACCAGGUUGGAAUUGGACCUACAAUUUCCAAGUGAAAGACCAGAUUGGGAGCUUCUUCUACUUUCCACCCCUUAGUAUGCAGCGUGCUGCUGGGGGUUUUGGUGGUAUCACUGUCAACAACAGGGCAGUGAUUUCAGUCCCAUUUGAUACACCGGAUGGGGACUACACACUGUUUAUUGGAGACUGGUAUAAGAAGAACCACACGGACCUGAGGAAGAUGCUUGAUGAUGGGAAGGAACUUGGGGUGCCUGACGGUGUUCUGAUGAAUGGCAAGGGGCCAUAUAAGUACAAUGACUCCCUCGUUCCGGAUGGCAUCGAGUAUGAGACAAUCAAUGUGGAACCAGGGAAAACCUAUCGUUUCCGUGUCCACAAUGUGGGUGUAUCUACAAGCUUGAACUUCAGGAUCCAGAAUCACAAUUUGGCACUUGUGGAAACGGAGGGUUCAUACACAAUGAAGCAGAAUUUCACAAAUCUUGACAUCCAUGUGGGACAGUCUUACUCCUUUCUGAUCACCAUGGAUCAGAACGCAAGCAGUGAUUAUUAUAUUGUUGCCAGUGCUAGGUUUGUGAAUGAAUCAAUCUGGUCCAGAGUUACUGGUGUUGCAAUUUUGCACUACUCAAAUUCAAAGGGCAAAGCAUCUGGUCCUCUUCCUGAUCCACCAAAUGAUGAGUAUGACAAAACUUUCUCGAUGAAUCAAGCACGGUCAAUCAGGAUGAAUGUGAGCACCGGUGCUGCCCGUCCUAAUCCUCAAGGUUCUUUUCACUAUGGCAAUAUUAAUGUGAGCCAAGUAUACAAGUUAAGGAAUGAGCCACCUGUUACCAUCAAUGGUAAAAAACGGACAACGUUGAAUGGUAUCUCUUAUUCUCCACCUGAAACUCCAAUGAGGUUGGCUGAUCUUUAUAAGAAGGAAGGAGUGUACACACUUGACUUCCCCACUAUGCCAACUGAUGGACCACCAGUGGUUGGAUCUUCCAUCAUCAAUGCCACGUACAAGAACUUCAUGGAAAUUGUAUUUCAAAACAAUGACACGAAAGUUCAGACCUACCAUAUUGAUGGAUAUGCAUUUUGGGUCGUAGGGAUGGACUAUGGUGAGUGGACUGAGAAUAGCCGUGGGACUUACAACAAAUGGGAUGGUGUUUCUCGUUGCACCACUCAGGUAUUUCCUGGAGCAUGGACUGCUGUCCUACUGUCACUUGAUAGCCCGGGUGUUUGGAAUGUGCGCACAGAAAAUCUGGACACAUGGUACCUUGGCCAGGAGACUUAUAUCAGGGUCUUGGAUCCAGCAGGAGGUUACAAUGUUACUGAGAUGGUGGCACCAGAUAACAUUCUCUACUGUGGCCUCCUCAAAGAUAAACAGAAGGCUCAAAAGCCUCAUGGUUCGUCGGGUUUAGCUUCCUCUGCGGCAGCACUGAACCGCCAUUUGCUUGCAGUUUUGGUGUCUCUGGUGGUAGUGGCGUUUGUCCAUUGAAACUGUUUGCCUGCUUGCUCUGUUGUUUUUAAGUUAGGAGACUGACAGAAUUCGGGUAGGUGAGAUUUGUAGGUUCCAUGAUUCGUGUGGAAUAGUGUGAUUGUGCAUCGGCGAAGUUGUCGGAAUUUAACAGAAAUUGUGUAAACCAUUGCAUUGCUUGAGUCCGUGUGUCCUGUGUGUCGUCGGCACCUGCAAGCAGUGGUGCCUGAGAGUGUGUUUUCUCGCAUUCAAAUUAUUAGCUACUAGUAGAGAUCUGGAUAUUGAUCAUUGUCAUUCCAUUUCAAUUUACUGGAGAAGUUUGUGGAGCUGCAUGUCUGUUAUGUUCCUGAACGAAUUUACAGCCGGCCAUUUGAGGCCUGGCUGGCUGGUACUGGCAGAGCG
Molecule: messenger RNA, 2246 nt
Organism: Oryza brachyantha (malo sina)
Lineage: Eukaryota; Viridiplantae; Streptophyta; Magnoliopsida; Poales; Poaceae
Product: monocopper oxidase-like protein SKU5
Exons: 9
Coding region: 93-1865 (590 amino acids)
Molecular function (GO): copper ion binding; oxidoreductase activity
Source: RefSeq, a predicted model, not a curated record